CCAGGGAGGGUGUGUGAGAGUGUGUCCUAGUGUGGCACAGCCGCUCACUCUCGGCUGCUCAAUACUUACUGUAACCCACCAGCAUCGUGUGUCGGCUGUUGACACUCAAGAUCUGUGUCUGUUGAGUGGUCACUUGUGCAUACCGGGGGAAUGAUUCUUAUUCUUUUAGUGCUACAGUAAAUGACAGUACUAAAAAAAAAAACAUCAAUGUAUUCUCUCUCUUUCCUCUGGCAUGAAAUUUGGGUCAUUCAUUUUAAAGGAUCAUUAAUUCCUAAGUUGCUGCCUCCUCUUCGCAAGAUUUAUGGGUGAACCUUUGAAGGAAAAAAAGUGAUAAACCAUCGAAUUUUUUUUAUAACCUCUGACAUAAACAGAAAGUUGGAUAUAAGAAAACAGUAAUAAUCUUUGUAUAAAUAAUCCCAUUAAUGAGUUAACAAUGUGUCUGUUUAUAAUUCAACUGAUUUUCGUAAUGAAGUGAUUUUUAAGGACCAUCAGGGUGGUGAUUAAGACCUGGUGAAGAGGUUGUAGGAGAAGGCAGUGUGCCGUCAGGAUAUAUGUGAUCUAGUGAACGGGGCCUCCCAGCUGGUCCAGUUGGCACUGGUGAAUUGUCCUAAUGAUGGUCCAGCUGGUAGAGUAAUGGCCUUGACGGUGGUCCAGCUGGUAGAGUGGUUGGCCCUGACAGUGGUCCAGAUGGCUGAGUGAAGGGGCCCUGACGUAGUAGAGUGAAGGACCCUGAAACUGGUCCUCUUGACAGAUAGACAGGGCUAACCAGUGAUCUCAGUGACCGAGAACUUGGUCACUAGUGGUCCAGCUGGGUCAAGGCGUUUGAGGGCACCCAACCACUGUCAACCACAUUACCAUGACGGCAUACAAGUUGCUCGUUCUCAUGGCCGUGGUAGUCUGCCUGCACGCCACAGAGGAAACUGAUGUGCUCGCUCAGCUGACGGUGUUGGCCAAUGAGACGGUGGAGGUGCCCUGCGACCUGUCCACGCGGGGGAUGGCUGACGUGGCUAUCAUAGUCCUCUGGUACCGAGGGGCGUCACCUGCACCCUUCUACAGCUACGACCUGCGACAGACGGGCGGGAGACACUGGAGCGAUGAGACGGUGUUUGGUCAACGGGCACAGUUUGACCUGAAGGUGAAUCCCCCCAGCCUGAGAGUGAGGCCAGUAAGAUCAGGAGACCAGGACACUUAUCGCUGUAGGGUUGACUACGAACACGGGCCCUCCAAGACCUCCACCGUCCACUUGGCUGUUAUUGUGCCUCCGUCGCCCGCUGUGGUCACGGACGAGAGUGGAUCUGUCGUGGAGGGCGCCGCCGGUCCUUACCUGGAGGGCGGUAGAGUCGUUCUCACCUGUAAAACCAUAGGAGGCCGGCCGUCACCCACGUUGGUGUGGAUACGGGAAGGGCGAGUGGUGGAGGAUUCGUACACGGUGGAUCAUCGCGGCCAGGUGAGGAACUUACUCCAUCUGGAAAACCUCUCUCGGGACUACCUCGACGCCACCUACAGCUGCAGGGCCACAAACAACAACAUCACGAGGCCUCUUGACACCUCCGUUACCAUCAACAUGACACUGGCUCCAAUUACCAUCUCCCUGGUGAAGGUGGCAGGUCCUCAGGAGUAUGUAUCUGCCGGAGUGACGGAGGAACUCGAGUGUUCCUCCGCCGGCAGUAGACCUAACCCCGUCAUAUCCUGGUGGAGGGACGGCCAGCGUAUUACCAAGCCCAGUGUCAAGCAGGUACAGCUGGCCAACAACACACUGUCGACACUGCGGAUGAUUCCUCAACCUAGUGAUCACGGAGUCGUGUAUACCUGCCGUGUCGAGAAUCCUGCGCUGCCCAGCUCCGUCCUUGAGGAGUCCUACAAGCUCAACGUCCACUAUGUGCCACAGGUCGACUUGAUGAUGGGAAUGGGACUGAGCCCAAAGUCUGUGAGAGAAGGAUCUGAUGUGUUCUUCGAGUGUCGUGUGGAGUCCAACCCAAAAUUUUACAAAAUAGUCUGGCUACAUGAGGGUAACGUGAUGCAGCACAACGUGUCUGGGGGCGUUAUAGUGUCCAACCAGACGCUCGUGUUGCAGAGGGUGGGGAAGGACCGUACGGGGCGCUACUUCUGCAGGGCCACCAACCUGCACGGUGAGGGGGUCUCCACACCCAUCACUGUCACCAUCAUGUAUACGCCCGUGUGUUCAUCAGGGCAGCAACUGGAGUACCAGGUGGCGCACCACGACACAGCCAACAUUACCUGCCGGGUAGACGCGGUGCCAGACAACGUCACCUUCACUUGGAAGUUCAACUCGACGGGAUCGUUAUUAGAGCUGGGGCAGGGGCGAGCGGCGUCCUGGGGCACUACCAGCGUCCUGCCCUACACCCCAGGCUCCCCCGGCGACUUUGGCCUCCUGCUGUGUACCGCCACUAACGCCAUCGGCACACAACAUGUACCCUGUGUUAUCAACGUCACUGCCGCUAAGCCCCCUGACCUGCUGGAAGGCUGCGUCAUACGAAACCAGACGACCCACUCCGUGUUCGUGUCCUGUAAGGGCGUGCCCACCGUCCUACCUAGAACCUUCAGCAUGGAGGUAAGGAACUCUGAGGACCUACACUUAGUGACGAAGGUGACCAACACGACGCCUCACUUCGUAGCCUCAGGACUGGACCCGGGUACUGCCUAUACCCUCCAUGUGGCCGUCCACAGUCCUAUGGGAGCCUCAUCGCCCAUCAAACUGGAUGCCUUCACUGUCAAGACUGCUGAGAAGAGAAUGGGCAUCAGUGAACCAGUGGAGGAGGUACUCGGUGUGUCGCCCUUGAUAGCUGUGGUGGCUGGAGCAUCAGUAGCCAUCGUCAUCACUUUAGUUAUUAUAUUGGGUCUCGCUAUCAAACACUGCCCUAGGAGAAGACCCCAGCCUGAGGUCCCUGCUUACGCCCAUGGCUCUCUGGUCUCCGAUACCUCACCUAAAGAGACCGUCAGCACCUUUAGUAGACCGUCACCCAAUUCUGAGGACCGCAACCCAGACCUAAUCCCACUCAAAGAAGAGUGUGACUACCAGUUGGAGGAGUUACGAGUUCCCAGCUGUCAGGUGGUUGGAGGGGUACCGUCAUGUCACCAGCUAACCUCUUUAGCACCAACCAUAGGUGUGCCUACAGCGGCGGUGGUGGUACCAUCUGUGGGCAGCGGUGUAGUAACCAGCUGCCAUCAACAACAAGACUGGGACGCUUAUUACCAACACCAGUUACAUCACCACCAUCGCCACCAUCACCAUCACCACCAUCACCAACCACCACCGCCGCCACCACCCACCUCUCUCGCCUCCUUCACUCACCAUACCUGCGAGACACCUCCUAUGGCCGCCAACAGACCCCCCAGAGAGAACCGUGAACAAGUCGUGAGGUAUUGGAAGAGAGAAAACGUGGCGGAUGUACAAAGGCAGUAGCGUAAAGUGGUCGGCACAACACAACACCCCCCCCCUCCCUCCCACCCACCA
Messenger RNA from Homarus americanus (American lobster), 3475 nucleotides. Its product is annotated as nephrin-like. Bases 857 to 3424 code for a protein of 855 amino acids. The transcript is spliced from 15 exons. Lineage: Eukaryota; Metazoa; Arthropoda; Malacostraca; Decapoda; Nephropidae. Gene Ontology annotation, molecular function: protein binding. The record is from RefSeq and is a predicted model, not a curated record.